AUGUCUUACGUAUCUUCGAAGAAUAACGGCUUUGUGGAAACAAGAGAGAGUCUCGUCUACCUUUGGCGUUUCGGGCCAACAGCAGUUCUUACUCUCGUUUCCACUUUUUGGUCAAGGGUAGAGACUCAAGCUUUGAGGUUCAUGCCGUGGAUAGCCAACCGUCACGAUGACUCGCCCUAUCAGAAACUCGACGUCUACGAACUCGACUAUAAAACGAUGAUACUGCCAAACGUGCUGAUUCAGUCCCUCAGAAGAAAGCACUUUUUCGCCUUCAUUAUCUCUUUAAUAUCUAUUCAUAUCCGAAUACCAGCCGACAUCGAGAUACUUGACUCGUUUGACACGGCUAUAUCGACCACGUCAAAUGUUGAUAGCAGACCAUUCUACAUGGCACAAGCUGUCAACAAUUUCGACGUGGCAUUCCCCUUCGGCGUUAAUGAGAAUAUAUCCUACCAGACAUUCAAAGGCAGAGAUAGCUCUAGGGGCACAAUCGAUGCGUCUAUUGAGGCCACUGUCAACGGCUAUUCCACAGACACACAAUGUCUGAAGCUAAGAAAUUACUCUGACCCAGUUCAAGCUUUGAUGUUGCGUUUCGAUGGUUGCGAGCGGCAAUUGUCGAUACCCCAAGAUCUCAGCUACGGCAACGAAAGCUCAGCCCCUGCAGGAUAUUGGAUGGAAACGGAUCGGACAGUCUCCCAUCUUUACUUCGGAGGCCGCUCAACUUUGGAGGAACCAAUAUCUUGUGCAGGAUUACCCAGAGAGAAUAACCAUUCCAUAAUUUGGACUGUGCUCCUCAAUUUUACGGCAGUACUUUGUCAUUUCGAUUCUUGGGUUUCGAGAGUAAGAGUUAUCGACAAUGGCUCAAUCCCCCGCGUUGUGCCACUGGAAGGCGAAGUCAAACAUCCGGUCACUGCAGACCUUUGGAGCCUUAUCGGGACCUCAACCCCUCGUCGCAGCGAGGAAAAGUCGUUGGGCAGUGUUGAGACAAUGGUUCCAAUGAAGACUGACUUCAAUUUCUUCGGGAAUCUCCAGGAUGAUGAACGGUGGGCAAUGAAUGCUUCACUUUACACAAACGUGGUGUUUUAUCAAUCGCGUCUCCGGCAAAACAGAACGCAAUCAAUGUACAUGACUGGAAACAGAUACACCAAUGUCAGCAAGCUAGUGGUAAACAAAUUGACAUGGCCGGUCGUGGUCAUGCUGGCCUUGAUUUGUCUGAUUUUCCUCCGAUACCAGAGGAAAUAUUCAACAGCGUGGAGCAACUGCAGUUUCACUCCCUUGGCAACCUUCAUUGCCUUGGUUGUUGCGAUUGCAACGGGACUCUAUUAUUCCCUGAGCAUAUCGACGACGAGACAUGGCAUCGCAACAGUCCAUGACGAGCACGGCUAUGCAUAUCUGCUCUGGACUACUAUCCCUGCUCUUGCAAUGCUUCUCGUAGCCUUGUAUGUCAGCUCUAGCGACUCAGCAUACCGAGAAUCUCGCAUGGCUAGAGAGCUCGAUGUAUCAUUAUCGGACAUGCUUGGGCUACAGGUAAUCGGCCACUCGCUCCGAGGACAUGCCAGGAUUGUUACCUUAGCGCAGUGUCUUUCCAUCACUUGCGGAUUCUUAACAACCCUUGUUUCGGUCAUCUUCACCGUCCAGACAAUACCAGAGUUGAGCCCGAUCCUUCUACAACAAAAGACCUGGUUUGGUUCCAGCAAGAUAGAGAACUCAGAUGUCAUUAGUCAUGUGAGGCAAGUUUUGGGUGGCCUUGUUCUUCGACAAGGCGAAGGAGUUUUGGAAUACCCCAAAAACACAUUUGAUACCUUUCUCUUCCCGGCUUUCGAUAACAUCGACCAAGCUAACGCGUUGCCAAACAUUUCAGUCAGGACUAAUGUCUCAGUGGCUUAUCUACAGCCUACUUGUUGGAAAGUUCCGGCUACCGAUUACAACCUCUCAUUCCCGGAAUCGAUACAGGGUCCUCGUGCUGUCGAUGGUUUCCAUUAUUUGCCUAGCCCAAAGAUCCUCACACAGCGUGUGGGCACUAUCGACUUUUCGGAUUGGCGGAAAAUUGACUAUACAUACUAUGCCACCCGGCUACUGUCCCCGGAAAACCCAUACGACAUAAAUUCUAUCUGCGAAUUGAAUCUUCAAGAGUCCGACCUCAAGUUCGCAUCGACUAGAUUCGUCGCCGAUAUGCACAGAUGCAAGUAUACAUUUAUCUUUCGUCAUGGGGUGUUCACCAUAGGCCAAAAAAGUCCACCACGCGCCGAUAUGUCCAAGAUUCGACCAUGGAAGAUACCCUUUGACAUCCCACAUAUAGACUCACAAUUCGAAGCAUCUGGAAAAUAUGGCUCGGGGGCACUGCCAAGAUCAAUGAUGGGCUAUAACCCUGCAAUGAAUUUAGAUGAGUGGUUUUAUACGCUACUCCGGCCACUCGAUCCGAACUCAGAAGAGGAGAUUCUCAAAGACAUCCACCAUCUAUAUGGCUUCCUCGCGGCUCAAAUCGCGAAUUUCGAAUGCCGCCUUGAUAUUACUGAGGAUUCCAGAGACGGACCACCGCCAUCUCUUCCAAGUCUGGACGUAACUAUGACCGACCUUUAUCGCCACCGCCUCGUGCAGGACUCAAUAGUGGAGGGCCUAGCUCCAGAUGGAUACAGCAGCAUGGUCGCCACAAAGGCUCUACUGCAAGACUCAAACGCAAUGAACCGUCUACCCGAAGGCGCCGAACUAAUGUCCAAGGAGAACCUCCACCACCAACUAUCCGGUCUGCGAUUUCGAAUGGGUUGGUUCUGGCGCGAGAGUACGCAGACGCGGCACCACACCAUUGGCAUCCUGGAUGACGAGAACUUUGAGUUUUUGGGGAACAAGGAUGAGAUUGCGAGAGAGGAUGCGUUGUUGAGACACCCUCCUGACUGA
Molecule: messenger RNA, 2892 nt
Organism: Colletotrichum godetiae
Lineage: Eukaryota; Fungi; Ascomycota; Sordariomycetes; Glomerellales; Glomerellaceae
Exons: 18
Coding region: 1-2892 (963 amino acids)
Source: RefSeq, a predicted model, not a curated record